AAUACACCACCGCCACCGUCGCCACCAUCCUCGUGGGUUCCUUCACCAGAUUGUCCCCAUGAUGUAGAUGGUGCAUCACCUCCAGGAGUGCUUUCGCCAGACUCGCCCCAUGACCCAGAGGGCGAGUUGCCGCCAGGAGCAGCGCCGGAUCCUGGCUUUCCUUCGCCAGUCUCUCCCCAAGAUCCGGAAUCCCCGCUACCACCAGGAGCACCCCAGGCCGAUCCAGGCGUUCCUUUACCACCCUCUCCAGGCGAGCCACCAGCGGAGGUACCAGGAGCACCCCAGGAGUGUCCAGGCGUUCCCUCACCAGGUUGUCCAGAUGAGCCACCGGAAGUACCAGGCGAUCCCCACGAGUGUCCAGGAGCUCCCUCACCAGGUUGUCCAGAUGAGCUACCAGGGGAAGUACCACCAGGCGCUCCCCACGAGUGUCCAGGGCUUCCUUCACCGGGCUGUCCAGAUGAGCUACCAGGGGAAGUACCACCAGGCGCUCCCCACGAGUGU
Penicilliopsis zonata CBS 506.65 is the source of this 501-nucleotide messenger RNA. RefSeq lists its product as hypothetical. The transcript is spliced from 2 exons. The record is from RefSeq and is a predicted model, not a curated record. NCBI's taxonomy places the organism in Eukaryota, Fungi, Ascomycota, Eurotiomycetes, Eurotiales, Aspergillaceae. The annotation marks the transcript as partial.